GUAUCGUCAUGUCAGAAGCAUCGACUGAGAACAAGUUGAGGAUUGCGCAGGGGAAGAAGGAUGAUGGAAACGCAGCAUUCAAAAGUGGCCAGUACAAAGAUGCCCUGCGCUUCUAUUAUGAGGCCAUUCUAUACGUUCAAGGACUAGAAAAAUCACUCUCCUCUGCCAUGGACUCCAAUAUCAGCGGAGGUUCCGGCAGUGGGGCAGAUGAGAAGCGACGACCAAAAACGGAGGCCGAUGUUCUGCUCGUUGCCCUAUAUAACAAUAUGGCAGCUGUCCACCUCAAACUAGCAAACUGGAAACGAGCUUUCGAAUCGGCAGAGAAGGCCUUAUCCAGAGAUGAAGAAAAUUCCAAAGCUGGAUUCCGGAAGUCACAGGCCCUCGUUCAGAUGGGCGAGCGUGUCAAAGCGAUUAAACUCCUGGAGGAGCUCGCCAAAACACACCCGAAUGACGUCGAUAUCACCCGUGAGCUUUCUACUCAGAAGCAGAACGAAGAAAAAAGCGAGCGUGAACACGAUAAAGUGUUCAAGGAAGCCUGGAAAGGAAAGCUCUCAUGAAAUCGAGACAAAGCCUUCCAGAACACCUAAUUCGAAGAUCUGGAUAUAUAGCAGCUUUAGUAUGGGUCCCUCGUAUCAGUACUAGUGUCUUGGGUGUGUGUUUUGCAGCUGCCCCACUCUCGUAGCCUAUGAUAGUCACAACGAUACCUGCCCGUCACCAUACCAGAAAUUUUGCAUAAGA
Messenger RNA from Dacryopinax primogenitus, 738 nucleotides. RefSeq names its product TPR-like protein. The transcript is spliced from 7 exons. The record is from RefSeq and is a predicted model, not a curated record. Lineage: Eukaryota; Fungi; Basidiomycota; Dacrymycetes; Dacrymycetales; Dacrymycetaceae. Bases 9 to 557 code for a protein of 182 amino acids. Gene Ontology annotation, molecular function: protein binding.